AAGAAUGCUAUUAAUAACUUCGCACAACCAAUCUAUUUUAGUCUGGCGUCAUCGAGUUCGAGACCAGCUACAUCCAGAAGCGGUCCACUGUGCUGCUGCUCGAGCACAACUUUGCCCUGGCCAAAACAAUAUGCCGGCUCGAUAUAUCAGGUGAUCGGGCAGCCUCGACUGCCAGCCACCUGAUCUCGUUUCUCCGAGACAACCCGCAAUCGCAGCACCAUGUGGAGGCAUGUAUCACAGAUGCCUUUGCAGACUAUAUCCACGACUAUGCGGCUGCUACACGGAAUCCCGCGCAACCUGCUGCGCGACAACAACCUGGCCACGAUGCUGGUUGUGUGCUAUCUUCAGCAGACUUGCAGGGCAUACCUUGUGUCGAUCAUGCAGCCGGUUAUGAAGGCAAUCUCUCCCUAUGUGGAGAAGCUGCGAGCUCGACCUGCUCCGCCUGCCCCCCGGCACCACCACCGACACGCUCGACUGCAAUGCAUUCAACCUGUAUACCGUGUGUCGAUCUGUGCUGGAUGCUGUGUUUGUCGCUGUCAAGUAUGCACCCCCCGAGAUGCGGCGAAUGUGUGCCUUUAUUCGCCACGAAAUCGAGUCGCAGUGGGACCCACCCGUAGCGACAGCCGCCAGGCACGAUUCGAUGCUCAAUUCCUAUGUGCUGAAGCCUGCCAGCCCCGACUCUCCGGGGAAGAUGAAGAUGCAGCUGCAGCCCUAUGCUGGAGCUUGCGCGAGUGGGAGACCGACCUUGAAAUCGACAGUGCAGACAGAUAUCAUGUCAGACAUUAGCGCGGCUCUCGAGGAGCGGCUGGAGGAGCCAAAGAGCGUGUCGGACAAGUACGAGAUGUUUGAGAAGGCUGUGCUUGGCCUGGCACUGACAGACGAGAGUAGUCGGGAAAGCGCAGCAAGCUCCAAACGGUGCAGCAGCAUCUUCACCGAAUCUCCAGCCGAAAGGACCGAGAUAGACACGCGCAAGAGCAUCCAGGAUCUGGUCACAUCGUCCUUUGCAGAGCUCAACAGGCUGGACACAACAUUCCCAAUGAACACAAAGACCAAGGCACAGGAUAUAAAGUCAAAGAAAGCAAAGCGCGCAAAGAAGCACUUGAGCAAGCGCUUCAGCGGCUCCUACUUCUCGCCAGUAGAGACCGUCAUCAGCAUGCUCCUGUUUGUGCGCUUCUUCAUCCCGAUCCUGACUGCGCCCGACACAUAUGAUAUCGAUAUCGAGCUGUCGCCGGCCCACCGCCGCGGUCUCUUGCUAUGUGCCAAGGUCAUGGCGGUGCUGUGCAAUGGCAUGUCGUUUGGGUCCAAGGAGCCGUGCUUGUCCCCCAUGAACGGCCUGAUCCGCGAAUACCGGCCGAAAACUGCGCAGGUACCUGCACUCUAUUUCGUCGAUUUCAGGUGCAUCCAUCACUGCCCUGCACGACGGCGACGGACACAUGUCUGAUGACGAGUGCAGCGACAGCGAUUCUUUUACCAUGGACGAGCUGGCCUCGCAAUUCCAGGCAGCAUCGGUCGGCGCCAAGGUUGCGACCAACGAGGAGCGCCGCAAGAGCAAGGUCUCGCUACAUCGUCCCAACGCAGGCAGCCA
This is a messenger RNA of Linderina pennispora, 1585 nucleotides long. RefSeq lists its product as uncharacterized. The transcript has a single exon. The record is from RefSeq and is a predicted model, not a curated record. Gene Ontology annotation, biological process: regulation of GTPase activity. The coding region runs from base 410 to 1441 and encodes 343 amino acids. NCBI's taxonomy places the organism in Eukaryota, Fungi, Kickxellomycota, Kickxellomycetes, Kickxellales, Kickxellaceae.